Messenger RNA from Gasterosteus aculeatus aculeatus (three-spined stickleback), 2221 nucleotides. RefSeq names its product matrix metallopeptidase 16b (membrane-inserted) (gene mmp16b). Gene Ontology annotation, biological process: extracellular matrix organization; proteolysis; collagen catabolic process. Gene Ontology annotation, cellular component: extracellular matrix; plasma membrane. Gene Ontology annotation, molecular function: metalloendopeptidase activity; zinc ion binding. The record is from RefSeq and is a predicted model, not a curated record. Lineage: Eukaryota; Metazoa; Chordata; Actinopteri; Perciformes; Gasterosteidae.
AUCUUGCGCAGAUUGGGUACUGUACAUGGCCAUUGAUGCUCCCGGAUAGAUGUAGCCCCUGAUGUAAAUAAGAAUGGCGACGGCAGCGGGUUUAACGUGCGGCGCAAUCUCUGCUUGACGUCGGAACAUUUUACGCCAAACGUCGGGAUUUUAUAAAAAAAAACAACAACAACAAGGAAAAACACUAGGGGGGGGGGGCUUUUUUUUCUUCUCCUCGUUUUUCAUCCGAAGCUGCCUUGAAUAAGCUCAGCCCGAUGAUUUCCACUUGACACAAGAGCCACAGCGGACCGGCGGCUUCUUCUAAUAAACACUCGGGACAAACAGGUCAUUAUGACCUUAGCAUCCUCCAGUGCAAGAAAACCAUCGGAUUGCUUCUACGCGGCAGCAUUCUGCUUGCAUUUGUCGCUUUGGAUUUCGUGCGCCGUGUCCGGAGAGGAGGAUCAUCACUUCAGCGUUGAGCGAUGGCUACAGAGGUACGGCUACCUUCCCCGCACAGAACCGGGGAUGUCCGUCCUGCGCUCGGCCCAAACCAUGCACUUAGCCAUUGCCGCCAUGCAGCGCGUCUAUGGCCUCAAUGUCACCGGGACACUGGAUGAGAGAACCAAGGGUGACAUCACGCUGAGUUGGAUGCAAAAGCCUCGCUGCGGCGUGCCGGACAAAUUCAAAGGUGCCGCGAGGUCACGGAAGCGGAGGUACGCGCUGACAGGACAGAAGUGGCAGCGUACGCACAUCACCUACAGCAUAAAAAAUGUCACGCCCAAGGUGGGCGGCCGCGAGACCCACGACGCCAUCCGGCGGGCGUUCGACGUGUGGCAAGGCGUGACCCCGCUCCGCUUCGAGGCCGUCCCGUACAGCGCGCUGGAGACCGGCAGGCGCGACGUGGACAUCACCAUCAUCUUCGCCUCCGGUUUCCACGGUGACAGCUCGCCCUUCGACGGGGAGGGGGGAUUCCUGGCCCACGCCUACUUCCCGGGCCCGGGCAUCGGAGGCGACACGCACUUUGACUCGGACGAGCCCUGGACCCUGGGGAACCCCAACCACGACGGUAACGACCUGUUCCUGGUCGCGGUGCACGAGCUGGGCCACGCCCUCGGCCUGGAGCACUCCAACGACCCCACUGCUAUCAUGGCUCCCUUCUACCAGUACAUGGACACGGAGAACUUCAAACUACCUCACGAUGACCUCCAGGGCAUCCAGAAGAUAUACGGUCCAGAAAAACCUUUCGUCUUUUUAGGUCCACCAGAUAGGGCGCCGCAGCCUACCAGGCCGCCGCCCACGGUCCCUCCUCCUCGCUUCCACCCUCCCUCAGACCCCCGUAAACACGACCGCCACGCCAGACCCCAUCGCCCUCCGCAGGGGGCCAAGCCCUUCAACCCCAACUCCAAACCCAACAUCUGCGACGGAGGCUUCAACACGCUGGCCAUCCUCCGUCAGGAGCUGUUCGUCUUCAAGGACCAGUGGUUUUGGAGGGUACGGGACAACUCCGUCGUCCCCGGUUACCCCAUGCAGAUAAACUACUUCUGGAAGGGAUUGCCUCCCAAAAUUGAUGCCGUGUAUGAAAAUAGCGAAGGAAAGUUUGUCUUUUUCAAAGGGAACCGUUUCUGGGUCUUCAAGGACACGACUCUCCAGCCUUCGUACCCUCAGGACAUCUCGCUGUUCGGCAGCGGCAUGCCCACCCAGAGCAUCGAGACCGCCGUCUGGUGGGAGGACGUCGCCAAGACCUACUUCUUCAAAGGAGACAGGUACUGGAGGUACAACGAGGACAUGAGGACCAUGGAUCCGGGUUAUCCCAAACCAAUCACCAUCUGGAAAGGCAUUCCUGACUCUCCGCAGGGGGCCUUCGUGGACAAGGCCAACGGCUUCACCUACUUCUACAAGGGAAAGGAGUACUGGAAGUUCAACAACCAGCUGCUGCGCGUGGAGCCCGGCUACCCGAGGUCCAUCCUGAGGGACUUCAUGGGCUGCGACGGCCUGCCCGCCGACCCCGACUGGGACUGGGACCCGCCGGCGGCGGAGGAGCGCCACUACGACAACGGUGACGUGGACGUGGUCAUCAAACUGGACAGCACGGGGGGCACGGAGAAAGCGGUGGCCAUCGCCAUCCCCUGCGUCCUGGCCCUGUGCAUGAUGGUCCUCCUCUACACCGUUUUCCAGUUCAGGAGGAAGAGCACGCAGCGCCACAUACUGUACUGCAAGCGCUCCAUGCAGGAGUGGGUCUGAG